This is a messenger RNA of Cylicocyclus nassatus, 1266 nucleotides long. Lineage: Eukaryota; Metazoa; Nematoda; Chromadorea; Rhabditida; Strongylidae. The record is from the annotation of a GenBank genome assembly.
AUGCGGAUAGCAUGGUUCAUUCUACUGGCAACGGUAGCGGCAUCAGAAUUACCUGCGGAGUCGGUAAAAAUGGAUCCGCACACUGUCUUAGUGUUGUUUGGGACAAGGCACGGUAAUCGUAACCCAGAAGUGUUUUUGCAUGAAAAUCCAAGGACAUGGGGAUUUGAAGGCGACACAGAGUUGACAUCAAUUGGCAAACGACAGGCUUUUGGCUUAGGGAAGGAACUCAGGAAGUUCGUUGGCGACCUAGUGUCGGAUAAUUAUAAUCGCUUAGAUUCUAAGUAUUUUUCAAGCUCAGCAAAUAGAUGCCAAAUGACUUUGCAAGUAGCCCUAGCUGGACUCUACAAACCUGUCGGAUGGGCAGAAUGGGAUACCUCAGGUGGAUUGCCUUGGAGUCCAGUGCCUUAUGCUAUCGACGAUCCGAUGCUUAGAAUGUACUCUGUGAAAGAAUGCAAAAAUAGUGACAAAGUCUGGAAACCCAUCGAUGACGAUACCCUUCCGUCACUCGUUGAGGCCAAGAAAAAUAGUAGUGCGCUUUUGAAUUACAUUGGUGAACAGACUCAUUGGAAUAUGUCGUCGCUGGCGAGGGCUGCUGAUUUUGCCGAUAAUCUAAUCGAAAUUGACCUCUAUAAUGCCUCAUAUCCCGAAUGGGUCACAAACCCAACCCUAAAAGGCUAUGACGCAGAAGGCCUUGUGAGCGAAGCGUUGCAGUUCGCUGAAAUCCACCAGAUAGCCUGCGCUAACUAUGAACCAUGCCGAGACCUGAUGUCUGGCGUAUGGUUGAAGAAUAUUUUGAGCGCUAUCGCUGAUGCAAAGAAUGGCACUGGACCACAUAUUGUUGGAUAUGCAUCGCACAAUGAGAUUACCCUAUCUGUGAUGAAAAAUCUCGGUGUGAUUAAGGAUGAACUCACUACAUCAGCUGGAUUUGUACUAGAAUUCAGGAUGAAGCCUCUACCAUCAAUACGAAUUCUCGAUCACGAUCCCGAUCCAAUUGAUAAACAUGUCAUCUAUAAAGCAAAGCUUAUUCCUGAAUUAGCCGAUAAAGUUGACGUGGAUGGGUUUUUGUCCCUGGAAGAUUUUACGGCUCAAAUUACUCCCAAGGCGUUUUCGGAGUGGAAGUCAAAGUGUGGUGUGGUAAAAGAGUGCAAAGAAGUAGAAAUCAACUCGAUACCCUACUACAUGGAACUACAAGAGGAAGCAAAUACCUCACCAGUGCUCUCAUUUUGUGCCAUUUUGGUUGCAUUCAUUGGUCUCGUGUUUUGGUAG